AUGGAAGAUGCUGGCCAUGAUCUUCGUGGCACAGUUAUCAUUGAUCCACAGGGUAUUGUCCGCCAUGUCCAGAUGAACCAUCCAGAUGUUGGCCGUAAUGUUGAUGAGAUCAUCCGUCUCGUCAAGGCUUACCAGUUCGCUGCUAAGCACGGCGAAGUCUGCCCAGCCAAGUGGCACGAU
Molecule: messenger RNA, 180 nt
Organism: Trichomonas vaginalis G3
Lineage: Eukaryota; Parabasalia; Trichomonadida; Trichomonadidae
Product: peroxiredoxin protein
Exons: 1
Biological process (GO): response to oxidative stress; cellular response to stress; hydrogen peroxide catabolic process
Cellular component (GO): cytosol
Molecular function (GO): thioredoxin peroxidase activity
Source: RefSeq, a predicted model, not a curated record